AUGUUGUUCAAGGCAAUCCUAUCUCUGGCGCUGGCCCUGGGAGUUAGCGCUCAAGGUAGUCAAGUUCAAUAUACUGAGAAGCAAUCUGGAAUCACCGUCACUGCAUAUUCCAAUGCCAACUUCCUCUUUGGAGUUGCUCUUCCAACAACUCCUUCGACGGACUUCAUCGGUGUGAUGAUAGGAAAAGGGACAGGAUGGGCGGCAGUAUCUCUCGGUGGUCCAAUGACCCAAAACGCUUUACUCCUAGCAACCUGGCCAAAUGCCAAAGCAGUGCUUUCGUCAUUCCGCAAAACAACCUCUUAUGCAUCACCAGCAGUAGCCAAGGGAGCCUGGACGCUUUACCCAAUCGCCAACGGCACAUAUACCAACACCACUCACUGGGUAUCUACCUUCCUCUGCAAAGCAUGUCUUUCAACUGAUGGCUCAACCUUUGACGCUUCUGCGGCUAGUGACACGCUCGGAUGGGCGUUCAACACUGCGGCACCAACGACUAAAUCAAGUGUGACUACCACUUUUACCAAGCAUGGAAGUCAAGGAAGUUAUAGUGCUGACUUGAAGAGCGCAAAGACUGCCAAGUAUGCGACUUGGGCUGCCUAUGCAUCGAAUACCACAAGCACAGCUUUCGUGAAGAAAGAGUUUGAAGCUUGA
Molecule: messenger RNA, 648 nt
Organism: Glarea lozoyensis ATCC 20868
Lineage: Eukaryota; Fungi; Ascomycota; Leotiomycetes; Helotiales; Helotiaceae
Product: CBD9-like protein
Exons: 2
Coding region: 1-648 (215 amino acids)
Source: RefSeq, a predicted model, not a curated record